This is a messenger RNA of Annulohypoxylon maeteangense, 1908 nucleotides long. RefSeq names its product alpha/beta-hydrolase. The coding region runs from base 84 to 1730 and encodes 548 amino acids. The record is from RefSeq and is a predicted model, not a curated record. NCBI's taxonomy places the organism in Eukaryota, Fungi, Ascomycota, Sordariomycetes, Xylariales, Hypoxylaceae. The transcript has a single exon.
GCUAAGCAUUUUAGUCCUACGUCCUAAGCCUUGCUUCGCGACAUAGUUACUUGGUGGGUAAUAGCUAUCGUUACUGGAAUCAUAUGGGUCGAGCAUAUAUAUAUCCCGAGGAUCCUGCUCUCUUCAUUUCGAGUUCUCAUCACAAUACCACCUUCCACGACAACACAAUCGGAUCGGUAUUACGCAGGAUAAACAACAAAAUGGGUCGCACUCAAGUCCUCGUCUCAGCAGUCCUCGCGCUCGCGACUCUAAGCGUGGCAGUUCCCUUGCCCGGCUCAAGAAUAGGAUCGUUCAGGAGAGGAGCCUUAGCUCACAACACCUCCAGCAGCAUCACUUGGGGUCCUUGCUCAGACCAAUUCCCCUCAAGUCUCACUUGCGCGACGUACACCGUGCCCCUAGACUGGUCGAACCCGUGUAACGAGACAAUAGAGCUAGGUCUAGUGCGCCUCGCGGCUAGCGACGAGAGCGCACGCAUCGGAAACCUGUUCGUGAACCCGGGCGGCCCAGGCGGGCAGGCGUCGAGCCUCGUUGGUGGGCUGGCGCGGAGCCCGGAUAUCCUGGACCCGCAGAUCCUCGCUCAUUUCGAUAUAAUCGGUUUGGACCCGCGAGGUGUCGGCCUCAGCACACCAGUCCAGUGCGACACCGCCGCCUUCAACAAACGCGUGUCCUUCUUCCCCAAGACACAAGCCGAGUACGAUGAACUAGUCGCGUACAACAAGGCUCUAGGCGAGAGCUGCUACGCCAAAUCGGGACGUCUCAUCGACUUCGUCGACACCAUCUCCGCCGUGAAAGACCACGAAGCAGUCCGCAAGGCUUUAGGCGACGAGAAGAUCAACCUGUUAGGCUUAUCAUACGGAACCCAGCUCUUCAGUCAAUACGCCGAGCUAUUCCCGGACAACAUCCGGACCAUCGUGCUCGACGGGAAUCUGCAGCAUUCCCAGAGCGAGUCCUCGAACCUUCUCAUCGAGAGCGCCACAUACGAAGCCACACUCAAGAAAUUCUUCGAAUGGUGCACCAACUCCACCUCAGAAGAAUGCACGCUCUCCGGCUCCGACGUACAAGCCAAGUACCAAAGCGUCCUCGACAAAGCCAUCGCGGCCCCGAUCCCCGCGCCCGGCUGCGACAACACAUCCUGCCGGUCCGACGUAACAGACGAAGACCUCCGCUUCACAAUCCAAGGCUCCCUAAUCUCCACCUCGAACUGGCCCGCCCUCGCCGUCGCCCUCUCCCAAGCCGACGCCGGCAACGCCACCCUCAUCUCGCAGAACAACGCCCUCGCCGUCGGCGACGCCUACGCCGACUCCACUCUCCUAGCCGGCACCGCAAUCGCCUGUCAAGACUGGGACCACGCCUCCACCUCCCUCGCCGACGUCGUCGCAAAGGGAACCCUCGGCGCGAACUUCAGCCCCCUGACCCGCGGCGCUUGCCAGAGCUACAAGAUCCAGACCUCGUGUAUCGGCUGGCCGGCCCCUCUAUCUAACCCGCCGAAGAAAAUCGUGUAUAAAGGCGAAACCACGAUCCUACAGGCUCAGUCUACUUUUGACCCAUCGACGAGCUAUGCCUGGGGUCUGGGCUUGCACGCCGAGUUGGGCGAUGAGAAGUCCGUGCUGCUUGUGCGCGAUGGCGCUGGUCACACGAGUUAUUUGAGGGGUGGAGCUACGACUGCGGCGAUUAACGAGUAUUUCUUGAACUUGACGUUGCCGGAGCCGGGGACGGUGCUUGAUUCGUAGGGGGUUGAUAAGGGUGUGUGGGUAUGAGGAAAGAUUGGUACAUGUGUAUGGACCUAUGAUUGAAGAUGUAUGUGGGCAUGGCAUACUAUGAGAUGAGCCGAUUUGGAAACUUCGGAUUUGUAUAUAUUUAAGAUGGCAUUUAUAGAGUUUAUAUAUAGUGAAUAAUUCGUAUUACUUA